AUGGCAGGCACCGUGUUAGCUGUGGGGACAGGGGUCGUGGUCAUCUCAGUCGUGUGGAUAGCAGCGCUUGUGAUCGGUAUAAUGCUGCUGAGAGCUUCGGGAGCUGCCAGGUUGGGAGUUAUUCCACUGUUUCUGCUGGCUCUCACCAUCACCCUGGCACUGAUAUUCUUCCCCCGCAGCCCGGAGACCCCUCCCCCUUUCAAAGAGAUUGAGAUAGUGGACGGUCUGUUGAUCGGGCGCCUGGUGCUGCUGGCUGUGGCUGCUGCCGUCUUUCUGUGUGGGCUGUUCGCACUCGUCCCCCUGCACCUCCUGGAGCCCGUCUACGCCAAAGAGCUCCGCACACACUAG
Messenger RNA from Knipowitschia caucasica, 348 nucleotides. NCBI's taxonomy places the organism in Eukaryota, Metazoa, Chordata, Actinopteri, Gobiiformes, Gobiidae. The record is from the annotation of a GenBank genome assembly.